Brachypodium distachyon (stiff brome) is the source of this 2302-nucleotide messenger RNA. Its product is annotated as magnesium/proton exchanger 1. Bases 485 to 2059 code for a protein of 524 amino acids. Gene Ontology annotation, biological process: transmembrane transport; metal ion transport. The record is from RefSeq and is a predicted model, not a curated record. NCBI's taxonomy places the organism in Eukaryota, Viridiplantae, Streptophyta, Magnoliopsida, Poales, Poaceae. Gene Ontology annotation, cellular component: membrane. The transcript is spliced from 10 exons.
UCGGCUUCCUCCAUUCAACCCCUCCUUUUCCCCCCUUCUCCCCUGCAGACCGGGGCGGUGGAGGCCUCCCCUAUCCAUGUCAGGGAACAACCGCUCGCUCCCUCCGCACCACCACGCGCGUUGGCAGGUACUCUGCCAUUGCUCUCUCUGAAGAAAGAAACAGAACCAAAUCAAGGUCCAGGGACGUGGAUCUGCCACUGCCAUUGCUCUUGGGGAGCCCCCAGAUUUUGAUUGGAGUCUAGUCUACCCAUUAAUCUCGUACAUUUCCCAUCGCUAAAUUUUCAUCAAAAAGGCUUUAGCUUAUUUGUGGGAAGCGAGACUCCAAAAUCCAAGCAGAAGAGGAAGAAUCCAAGCAAGGGUGUCACGCGCACACGUCACCGCGUAGCGGGGCCCCACAUCGCCGCCGCCGCCGCUACUGCCUCUUCUUCCUCCACCCAGGAACCAGAAAUAAAUCAUAUAGUUUUCAUCUCAUGGUACUCUUGUGAUGGCCAACAUUUCAAUGGGAAGUAAUGCUCCUUCAUGCAAUGCUUACCUGCUCUUCUAUGCUGAAAAAAUGCUUCCAAAUGGUGUUCGUGCUUUCGCUUAUACUGUUGCCCUUGGGUACUGUUUUAUUGGUUUAUCUGCGAUCACUGCCCGGUUCUUCAAGUCUAUGGAGAGCAUCACAAACCACUCUCGAGAGGUAGUCACAAUUGAUCCACACACGAAUACUCCGAUCGUGAAGCAUGAAAAGGUUUGGAACUACACUAUAGCGGACAUUGCUCUGCUUGCUUUUGGUACCAGCUUUCCCCAGAUCUCUCUGGCAACAAUCGAUGCAAUCCGUAAUCUGGGUCAACUGACGGCUGGAGGUCUAGGUCCGGGUACACUUGUCGGUUCUGCUGCAUUUGAUCUGUUCCCGAUCCAUGCCGUUUGUGUAAUCAUGCCAAGGGCGGGCUCUAUGAAAAAGAUUUCUGAUUUAGGUGUUUGGUUAGUUGAGUUGUUUUGGUCAUUCUGGGCUUACAUUUGGCUUUAUAUUAUAUUAGAGGUAUGGACGCCUAAUGUGAUUACCCUCUGGGAGGCCUUAUUAACAGUCUUGCAGUAUGGAUUACUUCUGGUUCAUGCAUAUGCGCAGGAUAAGCGGUGGCCAUAUGUGUCAAUCCCUUUAGUAAGAGGUGAGAGACCUGAAGAUUGGGUUCCUGCAGAGGAUACUUCAGUUGAUCACGACAAAAACUGUGGUGAAAGUAGUGAGAUACUCCCUAGAGAGAAUGAGGAUAUCGUUGAUAUAUUCUCCAUGCAUUCUUAUAAUAAUACAGGGUAUCAUCAUGUUCCAGAAAAGGAUAUAGAAGAAUCAUCAAAAACGACUCUUGUAGUGAAGAACACACAAGAGGAUACUUGCUGGCUUUCCAUUUGGCGGCAACAGUUUGUUGAUGCUCUAAUGUUGGAGAGUCCUGAGCAAAGAAAGAUGGAUUCCAUCUGCCUGAGAUUCAUCAUAAUAUUUUGGAACUCAAUCAUUGCUCCUUGGAAAUUAUUGUUUGCUUUCGUGCCCCCAUAUCAAAUCGCACAUGGUUGGAUCGCCUUUAUCUGCUCCCUGAUCUUCAUAAGUGGUAUUGCCUAUGGUGUUACCAAGAUUACAGAUCAGAUAAGCUGUGUCACAGGAGUAAACCUAUAUGUUAUAGCAUUCACAGCACUGGCUGCUGGAACCUCGUGGCCGGAUCUGGUCGCUAGCAAGAUAGCUGCUGAGCGUCAAGUCACCGCAGAUUCUGCAAUUGCCAACAUCACUUGCAGCAAUUCGGUGAACAUAUAUGUUGGCAUUGGUGUUCCGUGGUUGAUUGACACAGUUUACAACUACUUUGUCUACCAAGAACCACUGUACAUAGAUAAUGCUGCUGGUCUCAGCUUCUCCCUUCUGGUCUUCUUCGCAACAUCGUUUGGAUGUAUCACGGUGUUGGUUCUUCGCCGAAUUGUACUUGGUGCAGAGCUUGGGGGCCCUAGGCUGUGGGCGUGGGUGACAUCAACCUACUUCAUGGUCCUUUGGGUUGUUUUUGUUGUACUCUCUUCUUUAAGAGUUUCUGGAGUAAUAUAGAUUGCAAUACAAAGAAAAUAGCCGGUUCUUCUUCAAAAGAAGAAAAACAGUCUUUACAUGGGAAACACACAUGCUAGCUACAGUUAGCAUCAUCCAAUCUGCAUUGUAGAUACAUUCUUCUGUAUUGUUAUUUAUUUAAGUUGGAAAUCGCUGUGCUGUAUACUUGUAUAGAUACAAUUGAAGUGUUUGCACCAAAACAGAUUGGAGUACAUAUAAUUACUGGAGCCUGGAACAACAUCUUGA